Molecule: messenger RNA, 717 nt
Organism: Pichia membranifaciens NRRL Y-2026
Lineage: Eukaryota; Fungi; Ascomycota; Pichiomycetes; Pichiales; Pichiaceae
Exons: 1
Coding region: 1-717 (238 amino acids)
Biological process (GO): protein dephosphorylation
Molecular function (GO): phosphatase activity
Source: RefSeq, a predicted model, not a curated record
AUGAGUGUUCUUGAGAACCAGGUGGGGCUGGAUCCGAGCGAGAAGAAGGACAAGAAGGAGAAAAAGGACAAGAAAGAAAAGAAGGACAAGAAGGACAAGGACGUGCCGCCAGCAGACGCGGUGCUGAUCACAGACCUCCCGUCGGACGUGAUCAAGACACACGGCGACGCCGGAGACGGGGUGAGGAUCAUCACGGAUGCGCCGAAGUUUCGGGUGGUGCCGCCGUUGAACUUCUGUCCCGUGGAGAAGCACUUGUACCGGUCGGGCCAGCCGUCGGCGCUCAACCACUCGUUUCUCGAGCAGUUGAACCUCAAGUCGAUCAUCUGGUUGGCGAUCGAGGACCCGCAGGACAGCUUUCUCAAGUUCAUCGACGAGAACAACAUCAACUUCUUCUACAACUUGGGGUACGACUCGAUCGGAUCGAAUUCGUGGGACGGCUUGAGCGAGGCCAGCAUCAAGCAGGCGUUGGAGAUCAUCUGCGACAGGCGAAAUCACCCGCUGCUCGUGUGCUGCGGAAUGGGUCGCCACCGCACGGGCACGGUCAUUGGCUGCCUGCGCAAGCUCCAGGGCUGGAACCUCGCCAGCGUCGGCGAGGAGUACCGGCGCUUCACGGGCGUGAAGGGCGGCCGGAUCCUCGUGGAGUUGUUGAUCGAGGCCUUCGACGUGCACACGAUCGAGAUCAACCCGCAGGUGGCGCCCGAGUGGCUCAUCCGGUGA